Dentiscutata heterogama is the source of this 200-nucleotide messenger RNA. NCBI's taxonomy places the organism in Eukaryota, Fungi, Glomeromycota, Glomeromycetes, Diversisporales, Gigasporaceae. The record is from the annotation of a GenBank genome assembly.
UGAGCAUAGGAAUGGCCGAAGAAAAUAACACGUUUAUAUUGAAUCGAUCUACAAAGUUGAUCAAAGUACAUCAUUUUGCAAAUUAUUAUUGUUCGUCAUGGGAGCUCCUCCUCCUAUUCGGAAGAACAGCUUUCAUGGCCAACAAUACAACUAUGCCUAACAAUCUAGUACAAUGUGGGAUAAGGGUCGCCAAACAAGCC